GUGUUAAGGAGGAGAAGGGAACGGAUUGCUAACCCGAGCUAGCCGGAUCCCUCCCGAUUAUAGAAAACACGGCAGUGCGUGGCCAUGCACACACGGCAGGAUUAAAUCCGUGAGAAAAAAGCACGCUUUGGAAUACAAAAAAAGGGACGAGAGGACUACUUUUCUUGCGGAAUAACAAAGCCGGUGUGGAUUUUGCAUUAAAAAAAUCUGAGCCAGCUGGCCUAGCCGGACUCUGGGAGCUCGUCUCCCAAAAACAACAAGAAUGGGGUCUAGCUCCACUCCGAAUAGCUAGUAAAGAGUGACCUUUAAUUGCAGAAUGGCAAAUUUCACGAAUUACCAGGAGGGUAAAGCAGUGAUGUUGAUGGUGGAGGCGCACGGUACAAAUGGAGACGGAUCGGUCGGGGAACCCCCUUCCCAGUUAAUUAAUAUCGGAAGCGGUGCUGGUGGUAGUUCUCGCUUGCAUCAACAUCUACCGCCCUCCAACCACCACAAUCAGUACCAGCUGGCCCCACAGCAGCAGCAUCUUUCCGGGGAAAACAUUGCAGAGUCUCCAGGCUGCAGGAAAGCCUCUUCUUCUUCCAACGCGGAGGAAUCUGCCGCUUCGCCCGCCGUUAGCGGCAGCCAUGUCUACGCGGCGGUGAGCGUUAAUAACACCUCCGAUGUUGUGGAUGAUAUUCGCAAAUGUGGCUAUUUAAGGAAGCAGAAACAUGGACAUAAGAGGUUUUUUGUGCUCAGGGCUGCCAGUCACCUCGGUCCGAGCCGCUUGGAGUAUUAUGACAGCGAGAAGAAAUUCAGGAGCAGCCUGCGCUCUGCUGCCGCUGCUGCUGCCGCGUCUGCUGCAAGCGGUGGAGUUGUGGCCGCUUCUCCCCCGAAAAGGGUUAUUUACCUCUACCAGUGCUUCACGGUGAACAAAAGGGCGGAUUCCAAAAACAAACACCUCAUUGCGCUUUACACUAAGGAUGAAUAUUUUGCCAUUGUGGCGGAAAACGAGCUGGAGCAGGAGGACUGGUACGUGGCUGUCAGUGAGUUGAUGUGUGAGGGCAAAAAAGGGCAUGUGGAUUCAGAUGAUUUAGAUGAUGGAUAUGGUACUGUCACCCCUGGUACUGUGUUUAAAGAGGUGUGGCAGGUGAAUGUGAAACCUAAAGGACUGGGUCAAACUAAAAACCUCACAGGUGUUUACCGGCUAUGCCUCUCAACGAAAACGGUUCACCUGGUAAAGUUGAACUCUGAAACCCCCUGUGUUAACCUCCAGUUGAUGAAUAUCAGACGCUGUGGACAUUCAGAAAGUUUCUUUUUCAUUGAGGUGGGUCGCUCCUCCUCUAUCGGGCCCGGGGAGAUAUGGAUGCAGGUGGAUGAUUCUGUAGUGGCCCAAAACAUGCAUGAAACCAUCUUGGAGACGAUGAAAGCCCUGAAAGCUUUUGCAGAGUUUCGGCCCAGGAGUAAGAGCCAAUCAUCCGGCUCCAACCCGAUGCCCUUCAUCACAACGCGGCGCCACCUUGGAAACCUGCCUCCGAGCCAGACGGGACUCCAGCGGCGGUCGAGAACAGAGUCAGUCGUCGGCACGCCACCGUCGAGUAAAAGCUCCGGGGCGAGUGGUUAUCGCUUCCGAACAUCCAGUGAGGGCGAGGGGACGAUGAACCGGCCGUUUCGCUCCGCCACAGGAAGUUUGGUUCACCUCAACUCUGCACGGGCCCAUCAUUGUCGUCAGGAAGGCGCCGGCAGCAGUGGUGUCGCUACAGGAAAUGCUGGUACGAGCACAGGAAGUGGACGCUACGUCAGAGCCAUCCAGGGGUCGUCGUCCGCUUAUCAUGCCCGCUCCGCCUCACUCCCAGUCUCCCACUUCCCCUCCACCACCAGCCCAGUUAGCGUAUCCUCCAGUAGCGGCCAUGGCUCCGUUUCCGACACACUAACCCGCCCGUCGAGCGCCUCAAUAUGCGGCUCUCCAUCCGAUGGAGGCUUCAACUCAUCGGAUGAAUACGGAUCCAGUCCCGGCGACUUUAGGUACUUCCGGGUACGGAGCAACACGCCAGACUCCCUCGGAAACACGCCGCCAAUCAGAGAAGAGAACUGUCUAAACGACUACAUGGCGAUGGGCUGGAACCGGGAAGUGUUCGGCACCAGCUCUGGAAACAACAGCGGAGGAGACACGCCACGAGACGAAAACACGUCGACGACGGAAGAGGACCGCUUUUCUUCAUCGUCGCUGAGGAGGAGGACGCACUCGUUCUCCAGAGCGGCUGCUGCUGCUGCUGCUGGCGGCAGUGGAGCGACCGGUGGUUCUGGGGUAGCAGUUUACCAGAAAAUGACCCAGACCAACUUCUCAUUGGAUGAAGGGUCGGAUAUCGUGUUACCGUUUGGCAGUGGGUUGCUUCGUGGCGGGCCUUCUUCCUCUUCCUCAUCGCUACGAUCCGACUACAGCUCCUGCUCCGAGCACAGCCAGCCGAGCCGACCCUCCACCCUCUCCCGUACCGAAACCAGCUCUGAUCGCCCUCCUCCAUCUUCCUCUUCCUCUGCUAAAGAAGACAGCGGCUACAUGCCUAUGAUGUGUGGCGUGGCUUCAUCGUCGCAAGACACUCCCCCUGACUACAUGCCUAUGCAACCCGGCUCUUACCCCCACCCCGUCUCUAAUUCCCCGCAGUUUCACAGUCCAGCUUUAGGUCACCGUUCAGCCCACCAGCUCCAGCCCCAAGACUCCCACGGCUACAUGAUGAUGCUCCCAGGGGGCGGAGGCUCUCCUUCCCCAGGACAUCCGGCCUCCCCCAGCCCUCACAGUAGCUCCAGCAUGCCCGAUGGGAGUGACAGCAUAGCAGAGAGACCAGAAAAUGGAGAAUAUAUGGACAUGUCGUACUGCAGCGGUGGGUCACGAAAGCCCCCGAAUGAAGGGAACGGUGGGUAUUAUACACCUGGUACACCUGAGGGCACCCCAAAGUCUUACAGCCCUUAUUUCUCCCUCCCUCGCUCCUACAAAGCCCCCACCAGAGAGAGAGAUGAGAAGGAAUAUGGGGAGUAUGUUCCCAUGAGUUCUCCUGCCAAGCCAGUUUUUUCAUCCAUUGCCACAGCUUCCAUGUCAACACCAGAGAAAAGGGCUGGGGGAGGCAGUAGCGGCAAUUUAACCCCUUCACACCCACCCCCGCCUUACGGUGCUCACCACACGACCGCAGCGAUGGGCGACAGACGCGCCGAGAGGCCGAACCGCCUUCCUUUGGGCCGAAGAAGUUUCCACGGUCCACUGCGGGUUAGUGAGCCCCCCACGGCGUCUUCAGGCACCUCAACAUCUGUCCCCGCCACCGUCAGCUCCUCCGAAAGACCCUCAAGUCCCGGAGAGUAUAUUAACAUUGAGUUUGGCGAUCACUAUCCUCACCAACAACAGCCCCCCGAUUAUCCCCACGCUGUCCAAGACGAAGCGCCUUCUUCAAGUGACCGCCGCUCCUCCCCUCACCAGGAUUAUAUGAGUGUGGAGGUGGGGGCAGAUCAGCAGGACGCCUCUGGAUGUAAAAAACAAUCACCCAGACCCAGUCUAGUCGCCCCCUGGAACCCACCGAGCUACAUCCGACCGCUGGCUACCAAUCCUGGGGCCUCUCCUGGAGCCGGAGAUCACUGGAGGUCGAAGGGCGACGACUACACGGACAUGACGUUCAGCAGAGGGGAGAGGACUCAAAGCAGUCCGACAGCCAUGCUGCAGCAUCUCUGUGUGAUAGAGGGACGUUACGGCCACCCUCCCCCCUCCUCUUCCUCACCCCCUCUCCUUCCUCUCACCCCUUCGAGCCCAGGAAGGGUGCAGACACAACAGCUGGAGCCCAAGGUGGUUCGAGCCGACCCGCAAGGCCGACGGAGACACAGUUCAGAGACUUUCUCCUCCACAUCUUCCUCUAAUUCAACUCCGUCUGGACUUGUACCCUCAGCAAACCCCCCAACAGUGGCCAACCCCACAGCCCCUUACCUAGCGGAGGGUCAGACUUCCAGGUGGACCAGCUCGGCGUCUUUCGACAGCAUGUGGGUGUCCAUGGAGGGUCUCGGCGGGGAGUCACCGGUUCACCAUGCUCCUGUAAGAUCCAUGGAAAUGGGUGCAGCAUCUGCAUCAUCAUCAUCCUCUGGAGGCGGCAGGAUGUGCAGGAACAUGUCUGUGGGAUACCAGAACGGCCUGAACUACAUCGCCUUGGAGCUGCGGGAGGACGGGAGUAACGCGGGAGUAACGUCUGGAGCCGGGAGCAGCAACGGGGUUUUGGCGUCGACGCCGGGGACGGUGCCGACGCCGGAGAACGGAGCCUACGCCAGCAUAGACUUCACCAAAUCAGACGGGGUCACGACGACAACGAAGGACUGAGCGUCGGGAUAAUGGUUCCCCUUCUUCCUCCUCCUCCUCUUCCUCCUCAUCUCUCUGGUCGGGGCUCUCGACCUUUGACCUCUUCACACAGACGGAGAAGCCGCUCUGGAUGCAGAAAAACAACAACAACAACAGAUGACUAAAAGGCUUGCAUUUUUUAUAAGUGUAUUUUAUCAUUAUUUUAGUGUUUUUUAUGCAUAUCUUGUCCUGUUUUAUUUUUUAAUAUAAUUUCCCCCCUCUCACAAUCAAUGCUGCGAGUGUACGCUGCUUUUUCAACAGACUUUGGUGGGGGGGGGUUAAAAAGAGCCUCAUUAUCAGGCUCUCCAUACGGUAUUAAAAAAGGGACGCUGGAAGCAACGGCAUUAUUGGUACGGACUUUUAUGUUGCGUUGACUUUAAAAUAUGAUUUUAAUUCUAUUUUGUACCCCCCAUGCAUUAUCCUUCCUCAAUAUGGUACCGUACAGUUAUGACAUAAGUUGGAGUAGAUUUAUUAUAAUAGAUUACCCAAAUAAAUGGUACAAGCUCACAGGUACUGCGAUUGUUCCCAAAUACCAUCUUUAACACAGUGUACUGAAACAACCUUAAAACGAUUACCCUCCUCAUGUUCUGUAGCACAUAUUAUAUAUUUAUUUGUUGCAAUAGGUACAAAUAUUCCGGUACAUUUCUUUGUUUGCUUUCACUACAGCGAUGGUACUCUGCAAUGCUGGAAAGUUUUAUUGUUUUUUAUUCAUUACUGAUGUGUUUAAAGGGGUCGUUUUUGGCAAAAGCUAUGAGGCUAGUUAGCUUAGCAUAAAGACUGGAAGCAGAGGGAAACAGUUAGCCGAGUCUGAAUUUUUCAAAUGAGACAUUACAGUAUCUUUUGAAGCUUAUAGUUUGACAUUUUAUAACUUGUAUUGUUCAAUCUGUACAUACAACCCAGGUGUAAAGUUAAUAAUUCAUGUUUUAUGGGCUGUUAUUAUGGAGGACAAUUUCCUGAAGUCUUGUUGUCCUUCCCUCUCGUAAAUCCAUUUCGUAAAAUGCCGAAAAGUACCCUUUGGCUUUUGUGCAGGUUAAACCAAAAAGAUAUCACAUCAUUAUUGAGAUCUCGAGUAACUGACAGGUGGAUUUUGUUGACCUUAAAACAGAGCUAGGCUAGCUGUUUCCCUCCGUCUCAAGUCUUGAUGCUAAGCUAAGCUAGCAUCAUCGAAAACCUGACGAGCAGAAAACUAUUCCUUUAAAAAAAAUGACAUGAGGAAUUAGCUUGUAGCGGUUUUGGAAACUCGACUUUGACUUAUCCGGUCCUAAAGCAGGUUUUUUUUUUCAUUUUUGUUUUUCUUAAGUUUGACCUCAUAUGGUCCGUAGCACAGUUCAGGUUAGCGAGGGAAAGACACACACACACACACACACACACACACACACACACACACACACACACACACACACACACACACACACACACCAGUGUAAAAGGUUAAAGCACAAAGUACAGAUGCUGACACUGGGAUGCAAACAUAACACCUAUGCACACAUACACACAAAAUAUCUGCAAGUGAAGUGUGUACCUUACAGCUGUGGCAUUUAUAUACACACACACACACACACACACACACACACACGUCAUAAAGACACAUUUCACGGUCAUGUGGCGUCUCCCAUGUCUGCUCUAUUUAGGCCCCCAUUUUGGCUCUUUGUCAAUGCUCUCUUGACGCACAAACACACACACUCACACACACUUGGUGACGCAAAGGGGUUUCCAGUAACCUGAGCUUUAGCCCCAGGUGCAGCGCGCUGGUCACACUCGCCCCGCUACAAACUCUCACACACCCGUAUAUGCACACGCACACACAUUCGGACAGGCGGUGGACACACACAUCAAUCACAGUCCUAUCUGAACGCUUGCUGCCUCUUCACACACACACACACACACACACACACACACACACACACACACAUACUUUAACAGACUUUAACAGACUGACACGCCCAUAUUUAGCCUUUCUACUUUUCUCCUCUCCUAUUUCUAGACUGACAGCCCGCAGAAUUGCAAUUUUUUUUUCCAGCAUUCGCUCAUCUAAUGCUACAAAUGCUUCCCUUCUUUUUAAUCCUCCCACUCUUUGUUUUGUUGUUUUGAAUUCAUUUAGACUGAAAAGGCCUGUCACUCUCGCUGCUCUUUUGUGUGCGACGCAUCAUUGUGGUGCCGCACAGCAGGAAAUCUGAGCGACUGAGCCGAGUGUCUUUAAAUAAUCCUCGUUUGAAGACGGUUUUGUGUCGAGGUUUAAGCGGAAAAAAACGUCGGUACAGAAACUCCACUUCCCCCUCCCUUAUCAUCCACAUUUCAAACGGUCUGAUUUCAAACCCACCAAAUGCUGUUUUUGAAGCCUGUGACGUGUCUUAUAUGUACAUUACGAACAAUCUGACAUACUUUUCAUUUGCCCCGCUCGUCGGACGAUCAAAUAAUAUUAAGGCUGCUGCCCAAGAACAUUUUCUUAUGUUUUGUGUACUUGCUAUGCUACAGCGAAGUGUUGCUUUUUGAGUUUUAUUUUAUGGUAAAUGCAAGAUUUUUUUUUUUGGGGGGGGGGGGAUUUUGAAAGAAGCCUCUGUAACUUAUUUGAAGCAUUAUUCAAAAAAUGGCUAAAUGUUGUUCAUGUCUGAUUGCCUUCAUGUUGGAUUUGACCCCCUUUUUUUUAAACCAUGACCUUGAAUUGAUUUACACAGAAUCUGUGUUUAUUUUGGCAACUACUCAACCUCAAAACUGUCCUCGAUUUUACCCAUUCUGAUGUUGAAAAUCAGCUGUUGUGAAUUUUUCUUGUUGGGUGGUGGAGAAAUGAGAAAGAAGACCUACGUAAUAUAUCAUUAUAUAUAUAUAUAUAUAAUCCUCGCAGAGAAGACUUAAGGUUACUGCAUCAUUAUGCAAUUUCCUUUUUCCUCUAAUAUUUUGGUUUCUUUUGUAUUCUAGUUUACAGAGGGGAAUAAUCAUCUUAUUUUUGGUUGUUUUUGUCGUAUUGGGGCGACCUUGUUUCUCUGAAAAACAAAGCAAGGCUAGUAUUUUUCUUUUUUAAGAGUACAUAGGCAUUUUGCAGUUAUUUGUAUAAUGAAAUGGGCAACAACGUCUGCCUAAUGUUUAUUUUUUUGUAACUAUAUUACAGUUUAUUUGCUGCUGUGUAGUACAGUUAACGGUCGGAAAUGCUGUCGAUGAAGAUGAUUUGGGAGGAGGGGGAUUGGGAAGCAGAUCUCAUGUGUUCUUAGUUUCCGAGUUGAACGAUGUUGUUUAUUAGCUUUACAUGAAAGAGAAAGAGUUAAAAAAAAUACUGUGGAGGUGUGUAUCCUUCGUAUGUGCAUUAUUUUUCAGCGACGUACGUCCCAUAUACGAAAAAAAAAAAAAGAGUUAAAAAAUGUGUUGGAAAUGGAAAAUCCUCCUUCUGUAAAUAAGGAAAACUCAAGUUGUCGCUUUUUUCAUGUUAUGAUCGGCGCCUCGGCAGGUGCCCCCCCUAUUUUUUUGUUUUUGUGUUACUUCCUUCUCUCUUUUCUUUCUCGUUUUUCCUCGUGGAGGGAAAGGGGGGCGGGAGCAGGCGAUUUGAGCAUCGGCAUAGUGUUUAUAUUUAUCAAAACUUUUUUGCUUUCGAUAGAGCUAUUGCAAUAAAAAUGUGUUCAUGUAA
Molecule: messenger RNA, 7958 nt
Organism: Notothenia coriiceps (black rockcod)
Lineage: Eukaryota; Metazoa; Chordata; Actinopteri; Perciformes; Nototheniidae
Gene: irs4b
Product: insulin receptor substrate 4b
Exons: 2
Coding region: 317-4324 (1335 amino acids)
Biological process (GO): insulin receptor signaling pathway
Cellular component (GO): cytosol; plasma membrane
Molecular function (GO): insulin receptor binding; phosphatidylinositol 3-kinase binding
Source: RefSeq, a predicted model, not a curated record